AUGAAAGCAGCAGUCGCUACCAGCCUCGUCGCCGUCCUUGCCGGCAUGGCCAUGGCGUACCCACAGUCGCCGUCGCCGUCGCCUUCCUCGUCCGCGACAGAGUCGUGGUCCCCGGCGCCCGACGGAACUGUUUGCAAGCAGCACUCCGAAUGCGGAGGAUGUGGCCCCAAUGGCUUUAAGGACCCCCGGGGCAAGGAUUCCUCAGCAUCGAUGACCUGCUCGUUGUGCUACCCCAGCUAUGCCAUGGGCAUUGACGAGAACAAGUGCUCCCAGUCCGUUUACUGGGACGACGAGCUCAAAGAGGUCUUGGAUAUGAGGUAA
Messenger RNA from Purpureocillium lilacinum, 321 nucleotides. Lineage: Eukaryota; Fungi; Ascomycota; Sordariomycetes; Hypocreales; Ophiocordycipitaceae. The record is from RefSeq and is a predicted model, not a curated record.